This is a messenger RNA of Linum tenue, 959 nucleotides long. The record is from the annotation of a GenBank genome assembly. Lineage: Eukaryota; Viridiplantae; Streptophyta; Magnoliopsida; Malpighiales; Linaceae.
CACCUUAUCCCUAAACUAACCCACACAGCCACACUACCUUCGCUAGAAUUCUGAGACAAUGACUUAAUGAGAGAGAAAAAAAUAGAUGAGAGUGAAAGAGGAGACGAGAAAGCUAACUUUUCAACCCCACAUCCGCGGAAGAGGAGGCCCCCCGGUCAGCCUCCAAGCUUGGUGCUCUCCGAUCUUUCCCACAAGAAAAAUGCGUUACUGGCCGGAAGAAAGCCGGAAAAAGAAACAACUAUUUCCAACUUCGAGGCCUACCAGGAAAAGAAAAAGGAAUGGAGUUGAUCCGGUGGGGCUUUCUAGACUCCCAUCCACAGAAUCAGAUUUGGCCGCCAGAGACCUUCGUCAAAGCACAUCCGAGAUCCGACCAUCUUUCUUACUUCUCAUCGCAUCUUCCAUUCUUGGUCCCUUCAUCUCGGUGGGCUCUCAAGAGGUCUGCAUACUUGAGGAGAAGGGAGGGGCAGGGGUGAACUUCUGGAUGCACUUUCAUAGGAAGAAGCAGCUUUUCCUGCACCAUUUUCAUUUUUGAGUUGACAGAGAUGGAAGCAACAGUUCUGGAACUGUAGAAGUCUGUAGAAAACUAGUGUUACCCCUAUCGCUGGAUUUCUUCUUGUAAUCAAUCUUCCAGCGGGAAAAAGUCAGCGAUGUACCUUGUUCUUGUACUUAAUGAUACUAUUUAUUGCUUGAAAGAAAAGCCAAGAGACGCCAAUGAUAAUAUGCAAGACAAUGUGAAGCAGCAUGUAAGAGCCACGACAUGACACUGAAUGAAUUCAUUUGUUUUUAGUUGGUUUUGGAAGGCAUCGGCUUGAUUAGUUAGGAUAUUUUGCAAAUUGCAAUUAGUUAUAGCAGGCAUUGUAACAUCAUAGGAGUAUAAGUUUAAACAUUUGAAACCCGUUCUAUUGUAAAAAUAUCAAAUUCAUGAGUACAUUAUUUUGGUAGUGUUAUAAUGCUGAUGA